UUGUGGUGUCGUUGUGUGCGCAUUGAAUUUCGUGUGAAUUUCAAUGAAAUACAAAUUUUAAAAGUGUUUACCAGUAUUUAUCUCUUAAAAUAACAUUCCGGCGGAAUAGUUUUCAUAUUUUCAAAUCGCAAACUAAAGCGCGUGUGCAAAACCAUAACGCAAUGCUGUGAAAAAAUUGUGGCUAAUGCAAAUGUGUUCAAAUGCUUGAAUUUUUUUAAUCAUAAAUCUUAACACACAAAGUGCAUUAAAUAUAUGUAUAAAAAAUUGUGCCUCGAAUAAAGCAACAACAUUUACGAGUGACGGUGAAAAAUAAAAAAUAAACAAAAGUAAAAGCAGCGCUAUACCAGCGUCAGCGAUAAACAUAAAGAAGAAGAGAAUCGGUAGCGGCUGAGCGGCAAAAUCAACAGCAGCAGCAGCACUAGCAACAACAACAACAACAAUAGUGCAACAUGGCGACCGAAAUAGACGAGCUAAUCGAGCAGCUAAAGACGACAAGCGUCAGUCCGGACAGCACCACAACGCUGCUGUGCGAAAUAUCGGCGACCAAGGAUCCGAAACUGUUUGACAAACACGAACUGGCCGAGUGCUUUCUACAACUGACACAGUCCGAGGACACGAAUGUGCGCAAGGAGGCAGCCAAAUGCAUCGCCGAGAUCACAAAGUCGGAGGUGCAGCGCAAGAAGUUCACCAAACGGGACAUAAUUGCCGCCUUUCUUGAGUGCCUGCGUCGUGUGCCGACCCCGGAUGGCAGCAUGGAACUUCCAAUACAGAUUUGUCGGGCUCUGGGCAACAUCUGCUAUCUGAACGAUGAGGCGCGCGAUCUUAUCCUGGAGCUCAAAGGCGAUGCAGUGCUGCUACAAUUGCUAGACAUCGCCGACAUUGUGGAUGCGGCCAACGCGCCUCAGUUCAUCAAAGUGCGUGGCGGCCUGCUGUCAAAUUAUUUGCUCGGUGGCGAGGGAUUGGCCAAACGUGCCAUGGAACUGGGCAUCAUGCAAAAGCUGCAGCGCAUCAUUGCCAGAGGAGCGGCCAAUGUGGAGCAACAUGAGGACUUGCUGCUCAACACGCUGCCACUGCUUAGCAUUCUCACCGAGAAUGUGGCGGAUCUAAACUUUGAGGCAGAGCUCAACAUACAGUUAUCACGCAUACUGGCGGCCUCAACGAAUCCCGAUCUGGCCGAAAUGUGUCUCGAACUAUUGCACUAUCAGGCCGAGAGUGAUGAGGUUAAGCUGCUGCUCGCCAAGGACGGGCUCUGCGAGACCAUCUACAAUCUGCUGGAGAAAUACAAGACACUGGCCAGCACGAGCGAGGCGCGUGCUCUCAUGAAGCUGGCCUGUGAACUGAUUGUGCUCAUCUUGACGGGUGAUGAAUCCAUGCACUUCCUGUACACCACACCACUGCUAAAGAAUAUGGUCGACUGGUUGGACUCAUCGGACAUCGAUCUGCUAACCACAGGCGUACUGGCCUUGGGCAACUUCGCCCGCACCGACAGCCACUGCAUUUACUUUGUGGAGCAACAGACCAUGAACAAACUGCUCGAGGUGCUGGCCAAGAACAAUGGCGUCAAGGAUGAUGUGCGUUUGCAGCAUGCGCUGCUCAGUGCGCUCCGCAAUCUGGUCAUACCCAAGCCGAACAAGAAUGCUGUCAUUCAAGCCGGACUGGUGGAAACAAUAUUGCCAAUGCUGGAGAUACAUCAGCCUCCAGUGGUGUUCAAAUUACUUGGCACGCUUCGCAUGACAGUCGAUGGACAAGAGAAACUUGCGUUGGAGCUUCUGAAGAACAAGACGCUUAUUGAACAGUUGGUGCAUUGGAGUAAAUCGUCGGACUAUGCGGGUGUGACUGGAGAAUCAUUGCGUCUGAUGGCCUGGCUGAUCAAACACGCCUAUCUUAAUAAGAUUGCGUAUGCGCUGCCACGAAAGGGUGAUGCGCCCGCAGAGCAAAUAGCGGACAAAAUACCACUUACCCAGGACUACGAUCGCAGCAGUCUGACUCAGUUUCUGAGCAACGAAGGGACGGUCGAGGCCAUGGUCAGCAUGCUCACAGCCCAGCAUCUGGUGAUGCAGAACGAGGCGCUGAUUGCCUUGUGCAUAUUGGCUGUGGUCUACUUGUCCCAGCAGAACGAGGCGGUGGUCGCUCAGGCACAGCGGCUGCAAGACGACCUCAUUAAGUGCGAAGUGGGCAAGAGGUUGGCGGAGCUAAUUAGCAAAUCAUCGGACUCGAUGACUAAGGAAAUUGUGGAGAAUUUGCAGAAUUGUGUGAAUCUAUUGAAGACAUCUGAUAAGUUGGUGGCACACUUGGAGCAGCAUAAUAUUAACGAGCUGCUGAAAUCGAUACCGAUUUUGACGGAAUAUUGUACGUUGUAAAGCAUGGACAGUUGGAAUGAGUUGGAAUGUGAUGGGGAUGGGAUAGAAAGGGUCAGUUAAAAAGUUUGGGAGUCGAAUUAACGUUUAUAGACGCAUUGCAUUUAUUUAAUUUACGCUGGCAAGAACUAACCCUGUAACCACCAAAAGAUGCCUAUUGCUGCACAGAUACACACACACACACACAUACAUACAUAAACACAUACACACAAACAUACAUAGGAAGCUCAAAACGCUUGAGUUCAUUUGUAGUUUCCACCUUAGAGCAACGAUCCGAUUUAGACUUGAAUGAUAGAUUUGUAAGUUCAAAGCGAUGUUGCAGCAAGCAACGUAACAAAAAACAACACGAUGUAUUUUUUAGACGCGAGCGUAUUUUUACUGCAUUUACGAUAAACGUAAACAUAAUUAAAUAUAUUUAUA
Scaptodrosophila lebanonensis is the source of this 2777-nucleotide messenger RNA. It is a transcript of the gene vimar, whose product is annotated as rap1 GTPase-GDP dissociation stimulator 1. Gene Ontology annotation, molecular function: protein binding; guanyl-nucleotide exchange factor activity. Lineage: Eukaryota; Metazoa; Arthropoda; Insecta; Diptera; Drosophilidae. Gene Ontology annotation, biological process: positive regulation of GTPase activity. Gene Ontology annotation, cellular component: cytosol. Bases 450 to 2360 code for a protein of 636 amino acids. The record is from RefSeq and is a predicted model, not a curated record. The transcript has 4 exons.